CACAAGUACCCGCCUCUCACAUAAAUACUCAACACAAACUGCGGUUCUGAUCAGAGACACCAAUUUGAGCAGCUGUGUUCGGUUCUCCAGCUGCUACACUUGUGACACGGGUGCUCUCGGUUUGCAGUCAACGCUGUGUGUUCCCUUGGAGGCAAAAAGAAAAACCUAAUAAAAAGUAGAGACAGGUCGGUGGCUGUAGUUUAAUUCCCUAAUCAGCAGAAUUGACAGCAGGUGUGAAUUCAUGUCUGUAUUUUCCCCGCAGAUUUACUGCCCAGUGUUUGUGCCCAGCCGAGACAUGACUGAGGUGAUGAUCAGCAGCACCCCCAUGGAGGAUAUGAGGCUCAGUCCCAGCAAGGACAGGCUCUCCUUCCAGAUAUUUCCUGACCCCUCAGACUUCGACCGUUGCUGUAAACUGAAAGAUCGUCUGCCAUCCAUCGUGGUUGAGCCAACAGAGGGAGAAGUUGAGAGCGGAGAGCUUCGCUGGCCUCCAGAGGAGUUCCUGGUCAGUGAAGAGGAGGAGGAGGAGGAGGAGGAGGAAGAGGAUGAAGAGCAAAGUAAUGGCAGCACCCAAAACGGACAGCCGACACAGAAUUCUCAGCACUAGAAGCUGUGUUGCAGAACCCAUGCUCAUUUCUUUCUCAUUGACUCCGUUUCACACACUGGUUUCACACUCUGGUUCCACCUCACCUCAGUGUUCAGAAGACUUAACUGGCAAACAUAUACUCAAACAUACAAUCCCAUGAUGUCAUCUUGUUGCCCUCAACACCAAAGCACCACUCCCACAAGAGUAGCAAUGCACGGAUACACACUCUCACAAUAAUGUCUCGUCUUGGACUGGAAACCACCCAGACAGACUCUUAAGAAUUGAUGGGCACACCUCUACACUGCACCUGUUUCCUACCAUGCUUACCACCAUGCGUGUCCUGGUCCAGAAGAGAUGUCCCAGUGGAUACCGGUAGCUCGGUGCUCUAUGGAGCUACAACUGCUCUGUAAUUUCCUCCAUGAUGGCUGGCUUCAUGACCCCAGAGACUUCAUACACUCGGACAGAACUACUGUGGGGAUUAUUUAUCUACAGUACACUGUCCAAUAGUCGUGCAAGUUUCUGGACUGAUGUGUUAAUUAUUGUGAUUUCCACUGCUGUCCAUAACUGUCUGGUUUUGAGAAGUGAAUGUUUUGUGACGUCUGUUUUUGAGAAGUGGGUAUUUUGUGUAAAAUGUUUCCUUGACAAGAUUUGUCUAAAUGAUAUUUUUGUGAGUAUAAGUCAGACAUUUACAGUAGAAAGGCAAUAUGGAAUCAUUUUAGGGAAAUGAAAGGAAAGAGCCAGCAUGCCCUGCUAGACUAAGUACUUGAUGAAUUCGUUGUACCAAAGCUUGUUAGGCAGUGGGGUCAGUUGUGCUAUGAUGCUCUCAUCAUGUUGGUCUUGUAUAGGGCUUGUGAUGAACAGUACUCGGAUGAGAAAGAAAAGAUCAUAACAUUAUACAAUGUGACAAAGCAAGUUAUUGUUAAACAAAGGAGAGCUGAGUAAGGAUGGAAAAUUGUAAGUUUUGUUAAAACUGUGUACAGACUCAAUGAAGGAUAUGUAAAUACUUGUUCCCUGUGAGGCCUUGUGAUGCUCUGAUCAUGUUUGUACAAUGGAUUUGGUUAUUUGAAAGGCAGAGAUUUGCUAUGAGCUGUAAACACCUGAACUGAAAGUUGACUUCUUUCCUAGUCUUCCCUUUUCUUUUGAAAACAGCCAUACAUUUGACACCAGGAAGUUCAGGUCAUGUGAGAAUUCGCACUGUAGGACAAAGAUGAGAUUAGUAUUAAAUGCUGUUCAUAAUAAAAUUUGUCCUGAUGUUUGCCAAAAGCAGUUUUUCUACUGGUAGGGACAUCUAGCAUUUCAUCUGCCUAUAUUGCAGUUUCAGUUUGGUGUUUUGUUUUGUUUUCCCUCCACUAUUUAAAUUGCCUCAUUGUUUGUGGAACAAGUCUUGUCAAUUUGUGGAAAAUAAUUCUUGUGUACCCAAUCUGAAAUACUGUUGUACAAGCAUGACCGAUCUGUACAUCUGUGUGUAACUUCUUGUUUGAGUGGCGUUAGGGCUGUGUACAGAAUAUCUUUCUCCUGUCACCUAUAGGUCCCACGUUGUUUUUGUAAAGCUCAGGGAGAUUAGCCGCCAUCUUUCUCUUUUUGUAUUUAGAUCACUUUUCUCUGAAAAUUACAGAGGCUGUAAAUAAACAUUUGAAUUUGCUAUCCAACUGUG
Monopterus albus (swamp eel) is the source of this 2237-nucleotide messenger RNA. It is a transcript of the gene lbh, whose product is annotated as LBH regulator of WNT signaling pathway. Bases 242 to 604 code for a protein of 120 amino acids. Gene Ontology annotation, biological process: positive regulation of DNA-templated transcription. The record is from RefSeq and is a predicted model, not a curated record. The transcript is spliced from 3 exons. Gene Ontology annotation, cellular component: nucleus. Lineage: Eukaryota; Metazoa; Chordata; Actinopteri; Synbranchiformes; Synbranchidae.